This is a messenger RNA of Stylophora pistillata, 4370 nucleotides long. RefSeq names its product NACHT, LRR and PYD domains-containing protein 3-like. The record is from RefSeq and is a predicted model, not a curated record. NCBI's taxonomy places the organism in Eukaryota, Metazoa, Cnidaria, Anthozoa, Scleractinia, Pocilloporidae.
CAUGCAAUUUCGUUUGAAUAAGUUGUGCUGCACUGACACCACAUCGCACUUUAAAUCAUCUCCUUACCUAUAUUUGGCUACCCGAGCGUGCAAGAUGGGCCGCGUACUGCCCGCUUUGAUCCCGCGCGCCGCUUUUUGCGACUUCGUCGUCGACAUUGUCCAACGGUUUCAAACUUUCUUAAUCUGCUCCAACCUUUUUUCUCUGACUUGUUUCGAACCAAAAAAAAAUUGUUUGCAGACUUCAGAAAAUUAUCAUCCAAAGUUAUUUAACGCCCUUGAGAUUGCAGAAGACAGUCAAGACAAAGAAAACAUUUAACGAGCCUCUUGGGUACAAACACAGUUGGUUUUCUUUCCCGGCUCUCGAAAUAAACAAGUCAAUCUGGAUUCGUAUACAAGCGCAUUCUUUUUGCCAUGAAGUAAAUCCUAAGUAAACUAAGCUUGCUCGGUGAAGAUGGCUGGAUAUUGGCCUCGUUCUUUUUCGACUUCGUCUCGGUCCAUAACAACGCAUAAAAAGAACUGGGCCAAUAUCCAGCCAUCUUGACCUCACGCUUCGUCAAUACAAAAGGCGCAUAUUUCCUCAAAGGGUGUUUGGGUGUUGUCAGGAAAUUGUGUGAAAAAUGGGAAAAAAAGUAGCCUGAGGGAUUAAACAUAAGAACAUGGCAUGUGAAAAACAAACUGCUAAGAAUAGAUCUGAACAUUUCAUCAAAUACAUCUUACGACUGCUGAAUUUUCCUCGUCAACCUAUGUUGCAAAAGGUAAUUAUUUCAGUCGUCGGGUAUUGGUGACUGAUAAGUCUCAAACAUCAGCUAAAAGGCAAGUGUAUUCAAAUGCACUACACGCAUGCAUGCACCUCCGUAAUCUUUUAGCUCCACAGAAUUUACAAUAACUGCCUGCGUCUCAUUAGCAUAUAAAACCGAGUUCUACGAAUUCACUUUAUUGUUUCAAAUUGAGACCUUGUGCGAUUUUAUCUAAUCGAAAACAGCGAAAAUACAGACGCUACCAAUGGAUACAAAUCUAGAGAAACUAUUUGCGCCAAAAACAUUUAACAGAUUCAGCCACUUCAUAGUUUUUGGUUGGAUCGUGAUUUGUGCAAUCUUUGUUGGUGUUUUCACAGACACGGAAUUAAACGAAUCUCGGUCGGAUUUCAGCUGUGGUGGGGCGAGGACUGUUCAAGACAUCGACCUAGUCCGUGGACAGUGUUUUGAGCUGUACAUGAAGCAAAACAACAAACACGGUCUUCCUAUCUAUGGCUUUGUAAUACUUAACUUCUUCCUCAUUGCAAGUGUUUGUGCUAUUUACUCCCUAAUAGUGAGCUCUACAGUCAGUAAACUGUCUACAAGCGCUUGUAAUGGUGACGAGGAACAAUCGUGCGGCCGAGAAAACGCAUUAUCUGGUGGAAAAAAGUUGUUUAUAGCUUACUCUGGUCAACUUUUCACGAGGAUUGUGUUUGGCGUUCUCUUCAUGGUCCUACAAACUCAAUUUCUGUAUCCCACGGACUUUCCCUCUCGCUUUCGUUGUGAUCCAAACUCUGCAGGAGAUCAGCCAAGGAAUUCUACUGGCGUCAUGCAAAACUCCACACCAAUUUUACACGAUUGUCAUAAUCAACGAGCAACUAAAAAAAACUCCUGCAUGAAGGCUAUUCUUGUGGUGAACGGAAUUUUUGUCUUUCUCGUUCUAAUGGAAGCCGUGUACAUUUCAAUACGAACGUGGAAAAGAAAUGGUUUCAUGAAAAAUUCCAAGUUUCUAAAAACUCACCUGAAUCCCUCGGAAAAUUUUAUCACUUCGACCAUAGUUAAUAACUCUGCUUCGACCAAGCUCACACUAGAACUACUUGUGGUAGAGGAACUUACAGACCCUGAAACAAACAUCCCACACAUUCCAGGGGAGCCUGAACAACUCCGAAUAACGCCGCUCCAGGAAUUCAUCGAAAAUACAAAGAAAAAAAUUAAAAAAGACACAUGUCGACCUCCACAACUCCGAUCACCUUUUUCAGGUACUCCCGGCGAAGGACAGCCAGCUAAACAUUUAGCUUUAGAUCAGAUUUACACAAACCUUGUCGUUCUUCCGGACAGAGCUAGAUAUGACUUCACUGGAGCCGACAGACGGAAGAAAUUGGAAGUCUACGCUAGAUCAGCUGAGAAAAACACAGCACCUAGUGGGCCGGAAGACAUUCUUAACCACGAAAACAAAAAAGUUUUGAUCGUUGGUCGUCCCGGAAUCGGAAAGACACUUUGCUGUACCAAAGUUCUGAGAGACUGGGCAUUGGAGAAAGUAUUCAGUAAGACACCUGAUGCUAAAAUCCAUUUUGAUGCUGGUUUCUUCAUUAAAUUCAGAGCACUAAACAAGACAAACGACCUUACUCUCAGAGAACUGCUCGCCUUGUCAGAAUAUUCUCCAUCAGAUCACAUGGAUGGAGAAGUCUGGAAUUACAUCCUUGAGAACCCCGAAAGAGUUCUCCUUAUAUUCGAUGGAAUCGAUGAAUUUAAACAUAACUCAAUGAUCGGUGAUGAAAACUACGAUCCUAAAUUCAGAGAUAGCGUGGACGAGAACAUGCCCGUUCACGCACUCUACGAGAAGCUUGCGACUGGGAAACUUCUCGAUGGAGCUGCAGUUUUGACAACCACAAGACCUACGGCUAUGCCAUGCAUCGAAAAGAUUCCUUUCGACAAAGUCUACGAGAUCCUCGGCUUCUCAUCCUUACAAGUCGAACAUUAUGUGACCAAAUUUAGUGAAGACGAGCACGCGGGCGAAACACUAUGGCGACACAUCGGCGGCAACAUCGACAUCCUCUCUCUAUGCUCCAUUCCUGCGAGUUGCUUCAUCAUUUGCUCGACUCUACUUCAUAUGCUGAGCUUUGAAGAUUUUACAACUCUUCGCCUACCAAGGAAACUAACAGAUAUUUACAAGAAAGCGGUAAAAAUUUUUUACUUUACCUACAACGAAGAAUAUCGCGGAAAAAAUAUCACUCGCGAAGACUUAGAAUCCGACGAUUUGCCUCUUAAAGUUAAAAUGAAAUUUAAAAAACUGGAAAACAUAGCAUUUGAAGGAAUUAAAAAAGGAAGGCUGAUCUUUGGAGGGAACGAAGGAAUGGAAAACAGCGCUCUCUUUCACCGCCUACCCGACCGCCGAACUGACGAGUUAAACCGCGAAAGACAAUUCUGUUUCAUUCAUUUAACACUGCAGGAGUUUUUCGCUGCCAGGCACCUGGCGAAUAUGAGUGAAACAGAAUUGAGGAACUUUGUCUCUAAGAACAUCGAGGACGGCAAAUGGCAACUGGUUUUCCAGUUUCUAGCAGGACUAAUGAGCGAUAAAGAAAAACUACCGAGCGAAAUUAUCACAGACCUUCUUCCUGUGGAAACUGAAGAGAAAGAAGAAAAACUCUACAACGAAGACUUCACAGAGAAAGUAGUGCCAAGGAAAGUCAUUAAGUGGCCGACUAAAGAUAAAAAACAUUUAGCAGUGACAUUACUUAAAUGUUGUAGUGAAAAUAGUGGGAUGAAGGAAACAGUUCAAAGAAAACUUCAAGAAAUUAGCUUUAAUUUUGUAAAUUUUAUUGAUUGUCAACUCACAGCUGUUGAUUGUGCUUCAUUAGUUACUGUAAUUGAGAAUCAAGGUAAAAAAAUUUCACAUUUACAAUUGAGUGGCAAUAACAUUGGCCCUUUGGGCUGUUUAGAGAUUUGUAAAUUGUUAAAAUGUAGGAAUUCUCAACUGAGCUGGUUAGACCUCACAGACAAUCAAUUGACAGAUGAAGCAGCAAAGUAUUUAGCUGACGCCAUCAGAGACAACAACUGUCGGCUUCGCAGGUUAAACCUCUACGGCAAUAACAUCACAGACGAAGGAGCACAGCACUUGGCCGAAGCCAUCAGAGACAACUGUCAGCAACGCCGGUUAAACCUCGCAAACAAUAACAUCACAGACAGAGGAGCACAGCACUUGGCUGAAACCAUCAGCAACGAAUACUGUCAGCUACUCACAUGAAUCCUCUGGGGCAAUAACAUCACAGAUGCGGGUAAACAACACGCAGAGAAUUUACUUCGCAAGAGUCCGUCUGACUGUAUCCUUUAUGUACAGCAUCGCUAAUUUCACAAAUGAUUAAUAAAACUAAAAUGAAAUUAUAUUAACAACUUACAAUGUAAAAAUGUGAGGUAACUAGCUCAGUGGGAUUGCAAACCCAACAACUUAACACGUGAAUGAAAGAAUAAUUAUCUCUGUGAAGAGCUCAUAGCAGCGAGAUUGUUUGAAGCGGAUCGAAAUGAAAAAAAAUGAACCAAUGAAGAUGUUUAUUGACAGCAAAGGAUGUCAAACCAAGGACAAUGAAGUAAAAACACAAAGCCUACUGCAGAGAGAACAAAUAAACCUCGGACCUCUCA